AUGCGUCGCUUUGCCGAGUCGGCGAACCCCCUGGGGUCUUCCGGGGCGGUGGUUCUUCGCGCGCCCGCUGGCCUCGCAGCCUGGGGACAGCGGCGCACGGAAAGAAGCGCGCUGUCCCUCUCCCGCUUGGUCUCUUCUCUGGUGCUCCUCGCGUUCUCCCCGCUCUUCUUCGGAGCCUUCUUCUCAGCGGCUCCGGCGCACCUCGCCGAGGCGGCCGCGUCGAAGCUCUCGGGCGAGAAGUUGGCAGAGCUGAUGCAGAUGGACCUGAAAGACAUCAAAGAGCGCAUGCUGGCCCUCUUCGAGUUGAUCGACGCCAACCACGACAACGAGAUCGACACGGAGGAAGCGAAGGAAUGGAGCACGAAGCUGAAGAACGCAAUGCACCAGCACCAGGUGCGCAUGGAAUUCCAGGCCAUCGACAAAGACGCUGACGGGAAAGUCUCCCUCGCAGAACUCGAGGCGACAUACGUCGACGGCCAAGACCAGAAACAACUCGAACAACACAAGAAAGAAGUCGAACAGCGCUUCAAAGCCGUCGACAAGAACAACGAUGGACUGUUGGAUAUGGCCGAGAUCCGGAUUUUGAUGGACCCCGGCAAAGACGAUGGCCUGAUGAAGAUCGAAAUCGAGGAAAUCCUCACCGCUCAAGACAAAGACGGCGACAGGAAGAUCACCCUCAGCGAGUUCAUUGAGACCGAAGGCACCGGGAGCAUCACGGAUGCCGAGAAGGCGGAACUCGAGAAGGAGUUCAAGAGCUACGAUGUGAACGCCGACGGGACGAUUGACGAAGGAGAGCUGCAACAGAUCAUCAAGGAUCCACAUGCCCACGAGAUCCGCCUGCUGCUGGAGGAGUUUGCGAAGGAUUUGAAGGACGGAAAGGUUGGGAAGGAGCAGUGGGAGAAGGAGUUCGAGUCCUUCGCCGUGUCGAUGCUCACAGAUAACGGCGAGGUGCUUCGCUUCCCGGAAGAUUACACGGGCAUUGAGUUCCCCUUCAAAACAGUCGUUCCGAAGGUCGAGGGCGUGGAGGAUGACGAGAAGCACGACGAGCUCUAG
Neospora caninum is the source of this 1053-nucleotide messenger RNA. Its product is annotated as Rcn2-prov protein, related. NCBI's taxonomy places the organism in Eukaryota, Apicomplexa, Conoidasida, Eucoccidiorida, Sarcocystidae. The record is from RefSeq and is a predicted model, not a curated record. Gene Ontology annotation, molecular function: calcium ion binding. Bases 1 to 1053 code for a protein of 350 amino acids. The transcript is spliced from 5 exons.